This is a messenger RNA of Miscanthus lutarioriparius, 924 nucleotides long. NCBI's taxonomy places the organism in Eukaryota, Viridiplantae, Streptophyta, Magnoliopsida, Poales, Poaceae. The record is from the annotation of a GenBank genome assembly.
AUGGGUUCCGACUUCAAAUCGAUCCCCUUGCUCGAUAUCAGCCCGCUUGUCGAAAAGAUUGAUGAUCCAAGCAUGGCCAACGACAAGGAUUUGCUGCAGGUUGUCCGGUUUCUGGACGAUGCUUGCAAAGAGGCCGGAUUCUUCUAUGUGAAAGGCCAUGGUAUUGACGAGUCGCUGAUGAGGGAAGUCAGGAAUGUGACCCGCAAAUUCUUUCAGCUUCCUUAUGAGGAAAAAUUAAAAAUUAAGAUGACACCUCAGAGUGGAUAUAGAGGGUAUCAAAGAUUAGGGGAGAAUAUUACCAAGGGUAAGCCUGAUAUGCAUGAAGCAAUCGAUUGCUAUACUCCUAUUAGACCUGGCAAAUAUGGAGAUCUCCUUCUAAACCAAUGGAAGGAUCUAACUUAUGAUAUUUCAAGAAAGAUAAUGCGAGGUAUAGCCUUGGCUUUGGGAGGGGCGAUUGAUGCUUUUGAAGGGGAUACAGCUGGAGAUCCUUUCUGGGUGUUAAGGUUGAUUGGUUAUCCAGUAGAUAUUCCAGAAGAGCAGUGCACUGAUACUGGCUGUGGAGCUCAUACAGAUUAUGGACUUCUAACACUGGUUAACCAGGAUGAUGACAUAUGUGCCCUUGAGGUGCAAAAUCGCGCUGGUGAGUGGAUAUAUGCAACGCCAAUACCCGGAACCUUUGUUUGUAACAUUGGUGACAUGCUGAAGGUUUGGACAAAUGGAAUAUAUCAGCCCACACUUCACAGAGUUGUCAACAAUUCCCCUCGUUACCGUGUAUCUGUUGCGUUCUUCUAUGAGUCAAACUUUGAUGCUGCAAUAGAGCCUGUUGAGUUCUGCCGAGAGAAAACCGGCGGUGCUGCCAAGUACGAAAAGGUUGUGUACGGAGAGCAUUUGGUUCAGAAAGUAUUGACGAACUUUGUCAUGUAA